AUGAACGAGAGACAGGCGAACACCAGGAGAUUAAAUGCACUGCCCCUUGAGAAAAUUCUUGAGGAACUUCAGUUCUGGGUCAGCGGUGAUGGAAUUACCCCGCGGGAGAUGAUGGAACCGAACCGAAGAACCUUCAGCACUUGCUGGCACGGUCCUCAGGGCAAGGCAUUCCUACUCGACCAGGUCAUUUUGUGGGGUACGGAAGGCCCUGGAAUGUACACAUUCACUCCCGGUCAUCAACCUCAGGUCAUGAAACCCCCAUACCUCGCCGUGGCCAUCUACCACCCCCGCUACGGCAACUUUCAGCACUGGGCCCUCCAUCUCCACUCAGAUACUGAAGACCUCAUCUUCGAAGUCGAUGGCGAGCAUCCCAGCUUCCAAAAGAUGGUGUCCAAUGGGCUUCCGUCCGAUAACCUGGGUUUCAUCGAGUCAAUCUUUGUAUGUCAGAUCGGCAGCCCCGAUACCCCGACCGUGAAGGACGUUGUCGACGCUACGCCCGUGGACAAUGAGACCCUUGAGUGGGACUGUCAGGACUACGUGCUAGAAAUACUCGAGGGAUGUGAGAAGGAAGCGGUGCUGGAGGAUGAGGAUGCCGAUUAUGCAGAGGCCAUGGAGAUCCUACGAAGCAGACGGGGGCCGAUCCUUUAG
Messenger RNA from Aspergillus piperis CBS 112811, 648 nucleotides. RefSeq lists its product as uncharacterized. The record is from RefSeq and is a predicted model, not a curated record. The coding region runs from base 1 to 648 and encodes 215 amino acids. Lineage: Eukaryota; Fungi; Ascomycota; Eurotiomycetes; Eurotiales; Aspergillaceae. The transcript is spliced from 2 exons.